CUGGAGCAGGAGGAGGAGAGGAAAGGAAGGGAGGGGUCACGUGCGGCCAGCGGCUCGAGGUCACGUGACGGGCGCUGGGGCGGAGGGAAUCUGGACUGGGAGUUCUCCUGAGGGAAGCGGAGUGAAGUGGUGGGGACGCGGCGGCGGCGCUGACAAUGAGUUUUCUUGGAGGCUUUUUUGGACCCAUUUGUGAGAUCGAUGUUGUCCUUAAUGAUGGGGAAACCAGGAAAAUGGCCGAAAUGAAGACUGAAGAUGGCAAAGUAGAAAAACACUAUCUUUUCUAUGAUGGAGAAUCUGUUUCAGGAAAGGUAAACCUAGCCUUUAAGCAACCUGGAAAGAGGCUAGAGCACCAAGGAAUUAGAAUUGAAUUUGUAGGUCAAAUUGAACUUUUCAAUGACAAGAGUAAUACUCAUGAAUUUGUAAACCUAGUCAAAGAACUAGCCUUGCCUGGAGAAUUGACUCAGAGCAGAAGUUAUGAUUUUGAAUUUAUGCAAGUUGAAAAGCCAUAUGAAUCUUACAUCGGUGCCAAUGUCCGCUUGAGGUAUUUUCUUAAAGUGACAAUAGUGAGAAGACUGACAGAUUUGAUAAAAGAAUAUGAUCUUAUUGUUCACCAGCUUGCCACAUACCCUGACGUUAACAAUUCUAUUAAGAUGGAAGUGGGCAUUGAAGAUUGUCUACACAUAGAAUUUGAAUAUAAUAAAUCAAAGUAUCAUCUAAAGGAUGUGAUUGUUGGAAAAAUUUACUUUUUAUUAGUAAGAAUAAAAAUCCAACAUAUGGAGUUGCAACUGAUCAAAAAAGAGAUCACAGGAAUUGGACCAAGUACCACCACAGAAACAGAAACAAUUGCUAAAUAUGAAAUAAUGGAUGGUGCACCAGUAAAAGGUGAAUCAAUUCCAAUAAGACUAUUUUUAGCAGGAUAUGACCCAACUCCAACAAUGAGAGAUGUGAACAAAAAAUUUUCAGUAAGGUACUUUUUGAAUCUAGUCCUUGUUGAUGAGGAAGACAGAAGGUACUUCAAGCAGCAGGAGAUCAUUUUAUGGAGAAAAGCUCCUGAAAAAUUGAGGAAACAGAGAACAAACUUUCACCAGCGAUUUGAAUCACCAGAAUCACAGGCAUCUGCUGAACAGCCUGAAAUGUGAACUGAAUAGGAGAAAAAAAGAAAAACAAAAACCUCCUAUAUCCAUUAAGUUCAGCAGGUUAAAGAUGGUUGCAGCUUGUAGGGGGGGAAAGGCCAAAACUCCAUUUAUGAUAGUCUUCCUUUAUCUUACAGUGCUGCAUUUAUUUUAUGAUACAACUAAAUGUUCUUCAUGUACAUACAUUAAAAAAAGCGCUUUCUUUGAAACACUGGAACUUUCCUAAGCUGCCGUUUUUUUCCUUUUUUUUUUUUUUUAACUGCACACUUUGACCUGAUGAUAAGCACUCAGAUAUGCAUAAACAUUAAAGAUUUUCAUGUGAGUAGGCUGGUAUUUGUAAUUUUGCUUUUCUUUGUAAUGUUGAUUAUAAAUACUUUUCUCCUUUUUCAUGCUAAUAAUUACCUCUUAUUCUCUACAUGCAAAAAAUUAAAUAUUUUGUGUUCAAAUAAAAAUAGAAAAAUUGAGUGGGCCUUACAUCCUGCAAAGAUUUAAAACAUGGCAUCUCAAUAUUUUUGAGAAAUACGUUUAUGUUUCUAUAGGUGUAUUUGAGAAAUAUGGAGUGUUUCACUGUAGGUGCUUUUGAUUCUGCCAUUCCAUGGCUUCCUGAAUUGUAUCCUCUUUGAAGUCUUCUGUGGUGUGAAUGUUAAAAUUUUUCCCCGAGAUUAUGUGGCAUGUCAUUGUGGCCUGCUAGCUUUCCCCUUCCUCCCUCCCUCCUUCCUUCCCUCCCUCCUUCCUUCCCUCCCUUCCUUCCCUCCCUUCCUCCCUUCUUCCUUCCUUCCAUCCCUUCCUCCCUCCCUCCUUCCUUUCUUCCCUCCCUCCUUCCUUCCAUCCCUUCUUCCCUCCCUUCCUCCUUCCCUCCCUCCUUCCUUUCUCUUCCUUUCUCUUUCUUCUUUCUUUUCCUUCUGUCUUUCUUUUUUUGCCAUAUUAAGUAACUAUUUUGCUACUACUGUCCAGCAGGUACCACUGUAUGUUUUCUGCAAUGUAGAGUUGACUCUAUGUUGGCAUUUUAGAAUUUGUUAAAACUAUAUAAUUUUUCUGUAACUACUUUUUUUUUAAAUUAAGGCAUCUUUUUACCGCAUAUAUACAAAUAUAAUUUUCUUGCCUUCACAAAUACUCUCUUCCCUUUCCAGGGGAAAAUUUGAGGAUGGGGAACUCAGGAGGACCUGUGAAGCAUGUGGUUAUCUACAUCUGGACAAUUUCGUGUUUGUUAAACUGGAACUUUGGCUAGUUCAAAUUCAAAUGUAAUUUCACCCACUCUGUUUAAAUUUUGUAACACUAAAGUCAUUUGUUCAAAGUUCCAAAAAGAAGCUUUUAGUCAUCUGUUCAUAUGCAUGGGGUCUGAUCUCAGAUACGCUAAACAUGGGGUGAAGGAACUAAAAUGAAGCCUGCUGUGUGAAACUACUUUCAUUUAGGGUUCACUGGUUUUUGUACCAAUAUUUUUUUAUACACUUCACGCAAGUCUUGUCAGUUACCCUUACUUUAUGAGUAAGCCAAGUAACCCAAAUUACAUUUCUUUAAACCUGUUUACUACUAUGGCACUUUGAUAAAAUGGUCAGUAACCAACUUCUUUCCUGGCAAAAGGUUCCAUGUACCCUGUGCUGGAGCAUCUGUUUUAAAUGUGGCUAUCUGUGAGUGGUAAUGUUUUCCUUCAUGUAAGUGCCUGCUCAGAGUUUCAGAAUUUAAAAAUGCCAAAUAUUUUCAUGGUCACUUGCAUGUAGUAAUCUAGAAACUAUUCGAAGAAAUUUUGAAAACCAGUUGUAUUUAACCAGCCUCAAAUUGUGCAACCAUGAUGUAUAAUAAAGAAUUUGAAAUGAUA
Messenger RNA from Ailuropoda melanoleuca (giant panda), 2949 nucleotides. RefSeq names its product VPS26 retromer complex component A (gene VPS26A). NCBI's taxonomy places the organism in Eukaryota, Metazoa, Chordata, Mammalia, Carnivora, Ursidae. The transcript is spliced from 9 exons. Gene Ontology annotation, biological process: intracellular protein transport. The coding region runs from base 156 to 1139 and encodes 327 amino acids. The record is from RefSeq and is a predicted model, not a curated record.